Messenger RNA from Panicum virgatum (switchgrass), 804 nucleotides. RefSeq lists its product as uncharacterized. Lineage: Eukaryota; Viridiplantae; Streptophyta; Magnoliopsida; Poales; Poaceae. The record is from RefSeq and is a predicted model, not a curated record. Bases 26 to 502 code for a protein of 158 amino acids. The transcript has a single exon.
UAGAACGCGCCGUCGCGUAGGCAUCAUGCGUGACCGCGCCCCGCGCCGCCUCUCGAUUUCCUCCCCCGAGCUGUCGACGGCGACCCGCGCGCCUCCCGCUCGCUAUAAAGAUCGCUCCCCGGAGCCGGAGCCGGACACCGCGAGAGCGGAAAUCCACCGCCCGCUCCUUGGUUCCCGAGGGAGAGUUUCGAGUUUCUUGGCUGGGCGGCGGCAGGCAGGCAUGCAGCGGAGCAGCUCGUUCGGGGCGUCGUGGGCGGACCAGUGGGACACCGGCGGCGACCCGAGCCCGAGGGAGCCGCGCGACCGCGGCCGCGGCCGCGCGGGUAAGGCCGGCGGCGGCGUGGGGGAGAAGACCAAGGCGGCCGCGGCGACCGGGCUCAGGAAGGUGAAGGAGGGCACGGCGCACGGGUUCCAGUGGAUCAAGGACAAGUGCCAGAAGAAGAGCGCCAGCGGCGGCGGCGGCGGCAAGAAGCAGCAGGGAUCAGAGGUCGCCGGGUACUGACGAGACGACCUGUGCCCGGUCGACCUGCCAUGGCUCGCCGCCGUUGAUCCCUGCGUGAUCGUCACAGCUUUCCCCAGAGAAGGCAUGUUAGAAACAGAAAAGAUUUAAUUGGUAGGUGUGUGCAUAGGUUUGGUUAUGCGUUCGUCGCGGACUCGCGGUGAUCUCGCCGCUGCUGCGCUUGUGCAGUUCGUCGUGCCUGUGGCGUCUGCUAGAGUUACAGAAUUUGAUCGUGUUGCUGUUUUAGCUUUAUAAUCCAUGUAUAUAAAGGGGUUUUAUGUGUAUUUUCGUCGUGUUUGAUUGUU